Aegilops tauschii subsp. strangulata is the source of this 579-nucleotide messenger RNA. Its product is annotated as histone H4. Gene Ontology annotation, molecular function: structural constituent of chromatin; protein heterodimerization activity; DNA binding. Lineage: Eukaryota; Viridiplantae; Streptophyta; Magnoliopsida; Poales; Poaceae. The record is from RefSeq and is a predicted model, not a curated record. Gene Ontology annotation, cellular component: nucleosome.
CAUCACCUCCUCACCAAACUCCACAGCGACUCCAAAUCUCUCGUGGUAGACAGCUUCCAUCUCAUCUCCGGCGAUGUCUGGGCGUGGCAAGGGCGGCAAGGGGCUCGGCAAGGGCGGCGCCAAGCGCCACCGGAAGGUGCUCCGGGACAACAUCCAGGGCAUCACCAAGCCGGCGAUCCGGAGGCUGGCCAGGAGGGGCGGUGUGAAGCGCAUCUCGGGGCUCAUCUACGAGGAGACCCGCGGCGUCCUCAAGAUCUUCCUCGAGAACGUCAUCCGCGACGCCGUCACCUACACCGAGCACGCCCGCCGCAAGACCGUCACCGCCAUGGACGUCGUGUACGCCCUCAAGCGCCAGGGCCGCACCCUCUACGGCUUCGGCGGCUGAGCGCCAUCAGCGCGCUGCCGCUGGCUGACACUGCUGUUUCCUGCUUUGCUCUGUAGUCUUACUCCCCCCCGUCGUGAAUCCAGUGCGCUGGCUAUGCUUGUUUCUGUAGUUUGUCUAGUGAGAUCCAACUUCUAGUUGUAACUCCUAUCGUUUCGUUUCGCUGCAAUGAAAAGUUAAUUCCAAUCUGAGAAAAA